UGCGCAGAGCUGCAGAGGCGGCUCCCGAGUCCCGCCUGCGUGCUGGCGCGUGCGCACAGUUGCCGAAGAUGGCGGUCAGCCUGCGUGUGGUGACGGAGGCGCUGAGGGAGCUGACGGUGCCGGCGGAAGUGACUGCGGUGUCACAGGCCAGUUGUGAGGAUGUGCUUCUACAGACUCUCUCCCGCAAACUCGCUGCCCAUCACGAGAAGCUGCAGCAGGAUCCAGUCAGAUUGGCUCUGGGGAAGCUGAGGAGCAGCAUGCUGGCCCAGUUAGCUUGGCCCAUGAGCAGCGAUGAUGUUGUGUGGAGCUUUGUUGCUGAGCUUCUUGUGCUGCUCUUGUGUUUGAAGCAGACAAUGAUCGAUGUGUUAGCACAAUUCACACCCCCAAAACCAAACCCCAAGAGCCCAGAGUGUGCACCGCCUCUCUCUCCUGACACUCUAAGCAUCUUGCAGCAGAAGACCGUCCAAUCCGCGCUGCAGUUUGUUGUGACUCUUGGGAUCUGCUCUCACCUGCUACCUGGGGUUGGGAUUCCCCUUGGCUGCAGGUCAGAGUUUGCAGCAACGGUUGAGAAGGUGGUUGGUGACUCGAUGCCUGCGAGUGGGACAUGGCGACUGCUCAACGUCACGCAGGUGCUCCUCAGCAUUGCUGAACACCCGUCCCUGGAGAGCCUUGUGUUCACCAGGCAUCUCGGAGAUCUCAUGGCCAGUCUCUGCCAACUGAGUUAUUCAUCAACCAAAGAUCAACGGAAAGCUUCACCAGGACACAUUGCCACUCAGAAGGGCCUCACUGAAGAAGAGCAGCGGGCCUGUCAGGAAUCCCUCCGGAAAAUGUUGGAUCAAGUUUAUCAGCCGAAUGUUAUCAAGGAACUGCUGAUUCUUCAGCGAGGAGCGAAGGUGGUCAGAGCGAGAGGUGGCUCUGCACGAACCAUGCUGAAGGCUCCGGCCUGGCUGCGACGUGUUUGUGGCCAAUUCUUGUCCCAGGCACUGAUGAAGCCUCAUGGUGUCCAGGCCGUGGUAAGAGGAAUUGUGGAAGGAGCUGGUGCUGGACCCGCGGGAGGGGAGUGUGCGGAGGCAGUGGCCGCUGACUGGAGGAAGUGUGAUACUGUGGCCAGGAUUCUGGCUUCUUGUCCCCAGCAGUGCUUGUGUGUUGGAGAUUACUACCGGCACGUGUGCCCUCAGGUUCUGGAGCUGCUUCACAUCCGUGACGCGCUGACAGCCCGCCAGUUUCAGCGGGUGGCCACGACCACUCUGCUCUCCAUGGUGAGGGAACAACCCGAGCUGGCAGCCGAGCAUCUGCUGGGGCCUCUGCUGGCUCCACUCGUCACCUGCCUGAGGACCAGAGGGAUGGGCGAGGAGUCGGGGAAGGUGGAUGUGGUGCUGUUGGGGGAGCUGGAACUGACUAGAUGUGUGGAGGAUGUGUACAAGGUGUGUGUUGUCGGAAAUGAUCCUGUCCCCAGGCUGAUGGAGUCUGUGCAAAUGGUGAUUCCGGCUGUCUUUAAUCUUCACUGUUUCACCAAGCAAGGGGUAUCGCAUUUGCGGUCUGCUUGCCUGGAAAUUAUUUUGUGGUUCUUGCAGAAAUCCGAGAAACAGAUAGCUCUGGUGAUGUUGAAGCGACUUGCAGGCCUGUUGCCAAUGGACUUUUUGUUGCAGCCGCUUUACCGAUUCACAGCAGGUAGCGAGGGGGGUGUGCGACUGGUUGCAAAGGAGCAGGAAAGUGAUGAUGACGAGGCUCUGUACGGGAAGGUUUGCUGGGAACAGUGGCGGGCAGAGUGUCUGGCGGAUGUGUUGAGCAGUCUGCAGGAGAGCAGCAUUGCUGGAGAUUUCUUCAUCGAGUGUUUGAAGGGCCUUGCGAGCUUCGCGGGAGAGAACGACUGCAGCCCGGGUUGCACUGGUGCUGUGCCUGACUUGGAGCAGCAGCAGCUGAUCACAGUGCAGCUUGUUGCUGUCAUGUGUGAGAGAAUCGGACACUCUGUCUUCAGCAACACUGUGCAGAUGAUUGAGUUUAUCAUGGCCACGCUGAAGCGUUCGUGCACCAGCUUGGUCCACAGGACGGAGGAGGUGGUGGAGGCUCAGACACUGAGUAUGGGAAUGGGACUGGUCGCAGCCAUGCUUGGAGGAGCAGUGCAGCUGACCGCUUCGGACUUUGUGGCCUUGCGACCAAUGUUGCCACUGCUGGAGCAGCUGUCAGCUUUACACCCUGACCCUGUGGUACAAGAGCUGGCGUCCGACCUGCGCAUCACCAUCGCCACCCGUGGAGCCUUCUCCAGUGAAACUGUUUCCAAAGCUGCGCACACGACCAUGGGCAAGAAAACCCAGCGGGUCUCUAGAUCGACGGGUGGUGGCAGGGCAGAGGAGGCCGGUGCAGGGACCAGAGACAGAGAGGUGCCGUCGCUGGGUAGGCCUGGGAACCCUGAGUACAGGAACAACUCCACCAGCGACUUCCAGGACAUUCUUCAGGCUGCCUUUGAUCCCGAGGAGUCCACGCGCGCUGCUGCUCUGAGGACACUCACUCGCAUGAUUCAACAGCGCAAUCCUGAUGCCCAGAGUAACCAGGAGAAGGUCCUCACCGUGUUUCUGGAAAAUCUCAACCAUGAAGAUUCCUUUGUUUAUUUGUCAGCAAUUCAAGGUUUGUCAGUGCUGUCGGACGUGUACCCAGCCCGAAUCCUGCCACAAUUACUCAACGAAUAUCAAGUAUCAUCACAGGAAGCUGAGAAACCACGAUCUGUGGAGACGCGGAUGAAGAUUGGAGAGGUCCUGAUGAGGAGUACGAGAGCUUUGGGUGAGAUGGCCUCUCACUAUCGUGACCAGCUGAUCCAUGUGUAUUUGAUGGGGACCAAGGAUGUGGAUAGUUGUGUCCGAGCCAGUAGCCUGUCGAACCUGGGGGAGCUCUGCACCUGGCUGGACUUUGCACUGGGACCAGUCAUUCACGAGGUGACUGCGUGCCUUUCUGCCAUCGUGAAGACUGAACGGGAGGCUGAGGUGCGGCGGGCUGCUGUUCACGUGGUCACGCUCCUGCUCCGUGGACUCUGUGAGAAGGCUCUGCAGGUGCUGGCUGAUGUUCUGCUUGAGCUCUACCGCUUGCUGAAGUUUGCCGUGCAGACAGAUGUGGACCAGCUGGUGCAGCUGCACGCACAGCUGGCGCUGGAGGAGUUGGACUGUGUCGUCAGAGGCAUCUUGUUUCCAGAGGAAAAACUUGAAAAGAAAAUCACUGUGCUUCCGUAGUAGGUUCCAGCAUGUGUAGCCUGCUUCAUAGUGCUGCAAGUAUAAGGAUUGUGACAGCACUGUUGUCUUUAGCCCCUGACGGUGGUGUGGUGCUGACUGAUCCUACAGAGUGGGGCUUCAAUGGUGUGGGGGAUUGCAGUGUUCUUCCAGAAUUACUGACACAUGUUGACCAUGUUAUAAAGUGGUGCAGUGGUUUCAACCAGUGUUGAGCCCAGGGUGAGUCAGCCCUGCAGAGGCAACGGGUGCUGCUGGUACUCUGCAGUGUGCAAGCUGACUGCCCCCUCAAUGUACUGAUUGCCAGCCCUGCCGCUCUCCCCAUCACUGGGCUUCUGUUCCCCACUCACUGGCACCUUGUGCCCUCACUCAAGCUGUUGACAUGUCUCUGGCCUCACAUUCACCCUGAAUGUUCUGUUGAACCUGUGAGAUCCAUCACUCUGAAUCCUCGUCGCUACUUGUGUGUUUCCACCUCCUCCAGCAGGAGGCAGUGACACCAUGAACUGGAUGUGAAGCAGCUUCAGUGAGUGUGAGCAGGACAGUAAUCUGCUGAGGAUGUGGUGAAGAGCUGGCUGGAGCUUGUGCGAGCUGCCAAUGACGAGGGCAGAGGUCAGAGUCAGAAGCAUCCUGAUCUGUCACCCAAACUACAGGUUGUUCCUCUCCACACGGGGAUGGACCCUGCAAGGAGUUUCUAGAUCUCCAUCAGAUGGACAAGGAUGGAAUGUUUGAAAUGUACCCAUGUGUUAUAAGGUGGUGCAAUGAUUGUGACCUGGAUUAGUAGUCGGAUGUUAGAAUUUGAGGUAAAGGACCACCUGUACAGUUGCAAAUUUUAUUCAGUUGAUUAAACUAACUUAAAAUAAAAAGAAUGCCACAGAU
Leucoraja erinaceus (little skate) is the source of this 4091-nucleotide messenger RNA. RefSeq names its product transport and golgi organization 6 homolog (Drosophila) (gene tango6). Gene Ontology annotation, biological process: protein secretion. The transcript is spliced from 18 exons. Lineage: Eukaryota; Metazoa; Chordata; Chondrichthyes; Rajiformes; Rajidae. The coding region runs from base 69 to 3221 and encodes 1050 amino acids. The record is from RefSeq and is a predicted model, not a curated record.